Thelazia callipaeda (thelaziosis nematode) is the source of this 3342-nucleotide messenger RNA. NCBI's taxonomy places the organism in Eukaryota, Metazoa, Nematoda, Chromadorea, Rhabditida, Thelaziidae. The record is from the annotation of a GenBank genome assembly.
AUGACAGCUACCGCCGCGGCAUAUGGCAAAUUAAAUGAUUACCAGCGAAAAUACGUGACAACAAGCCGACAACCUACGGUGCAUACAAAACGAAGUUCAAGUGCAUCGCAACCACACACUUCAAAUGCUGUAAGGCUACAGCAACGUCGCAUGCUGGAACGUGAAAACAUUGAUCAGCUGCUUCAAAAAUGUCGUACAAGUCAUCGAGGUGUCGCAUGUAGUGCACAGGCUUCACGCUAUAACGAUUGUGGACAGCAUGCAGUUUAUCACACGUUAGGUAAUGUUGCUUUUCCAGUACCACAAUUAACUCUCAGUGACGACGGUGAUACUUUGUGUGUCAGAAACGGUUCUGCACGAACAUCUUUACGCAUGCCUUCUAAGCAAGAUCAUCAAGUUCAAGCUGGACCAGGAUUCUCAUCUAUGACAGGAUAUCACUCAUUAGAUCGCAAAACUCACCUACUGAAUUUCUAUCGAAUUUCAGAUGACAAUCCCUAUCGGUUAUCUGCAGUAGGCAGAGAAACAUCUGCUGCUACUUUAGCUAUGGUCAGUCCAAGACACGUUUCUUCAUAUGGACAGCAGUUUACUAUAGCACAACCUAAUAUGGAACAGAAUAUUGCUAAUCGUCAUAGUGUUGCUGCUAGUCGAAGUGCUUCGCUUUCUGCUGCUGGGAUGUCUCGGUCAAUGAUUUUGGUAGCUGCUAAUAAUGGGUCAGAUUCUGGCUGUGGUAGCUCGCAGCCUUCAACACCUGACAAUACACCAAAUUGCCGCAUCAGUACUCGAUCACCGUUAAUAAAUAAUCCGAAAAUGGUCAUCAAACAUAUACCACUUAGUAUUGCAUCAGAAAAUUCAGCUCUUAAUGGAGAUUUUACUAGCAAACGUACUAAAGGCAGUUCAUUAUCAAGUCGUAAAUCUCAAACAGAAAAUGUAUAUGCGAAUUUAACUCAUCGUGAUGGAAAUCUUCAAUUACACAAACUUUCGGAUGAUGGCAUUAGAACUCCACAAAUGAAAACUUCUCGUUAUGCAGAAUCAGGCUACCUUUCUGCUGCAUCAAAAUUAUCGCCAAAUGGUUCAGCAGAAGCUAAUGACUCUCAGUUAUCUCUAAUUUCUUCCUCUAAUUCUUUGUAUUCAUCGAUGGAAGAAAAAUACGAAGCAGAGAUUCGAAAACUAAACAAGGAAAUGCAAUCAUACCGAAGUACAAUAACAAAAUUAACUGCUAAACAUGAUGGCUAUAAUCAUCUAAUACAACUGUUUGAAUCUAAAUUACAGUUAAUGGCGAAACAUGUUGAGAAUCUACAAAGUAAAUCACAGUUAAAGAAAGAUGAGGUACUAAAAUUACGUGCUGAAAUUGAACAACUUCGAGUAAUGAGUAUUAAUGCUGGCGUAAAUGUCUCCAACGUUGCAUCUAUUACACAGCGUCAUUCAUCAUCUCCAUCAAAAUUGCAAGAUGGGGCAGGAGAAUUACUACGACAUCCAUCAUUGGAAAGUGUUACAAGUCAUCGAUCAUCGAUGAGUUCAUCCAGUAAAGGUAGUAAAACUGAUAAAAGUAGCUUGAAUAGCUUUGGCAAGCAAGGCAAAAAAAGUUGGAUAAGAAGUUCAUUUUCGAAGUUUACAAAAAGUAAAAAAGUGAAAAGUGGUUCAAUGUCUGAUGCAGAACAUUCACCUAUGCAUAGUUCUGGUUCUCCAUCAAAUUUGAAACCAAUUUCCGGUAGCUCAAGCAGAUUAGAUGAAUUGGAAGCAGUUCCUCAAGUAGUAGAACUAAAGAAGCAAUUGGAAGAUAAAGAUUCGGCUUUAACUGACGUACGUUUGGAUGCGCUUGACAAAGCGAGGGAAGUUGAUAUUCUCAAGGAGACAAUCAACAGACUUAAAAAUGAAAAUAAAAUAUUGAAACAGAAUUAUACGAUUUUGGAAAGACGAAUGAGAGCUGAGAGUCGUGCUAGUUCACAGCAAUCACUGCCUACUGUAUCAGACGAAUGUCCAGUUUACGAAGUUCCACCAGCUGGUGGUGAACGUUGUCUGCUUUCAAAUGGAUCAAACACUUUGAAAGUUACAGUGAGUGUUGAUGUUAGCGGUUUACUACGACCACGUUCAUUAGCUGGUGAAGUUUCAAUUGGUUUCAUUGCAUUACCCUCUGUUACUACUACUUGGAAAAACUUUGAUGAUGAACUUUUUCGUCUAUUUGAUGAUUAUAUGGGAAAAAUUGAUUCAAAUCGAGCAUUGGAAUUAAAUGGAAGAGAAUCAAUAAUAGGAUAUGAAUUCGGUGAUUUUAUCCGUGAUGUAGAAACAAAUUCUGCACCAUCACCAAUGCCCGCUGAUGUAAUCAUUCAUACUUUCGACAUACGAAUUUAUUUGAGAGGUGUAACACAGCGCAGUAUGGAUGGACUAGUAAUGGACUGUUUAUUUCCACGAUCUACCGUAGAACUUUUAUUGGAAGCAGUACUGCAAACUCGUCGAUUAGUACUGUUUGGUGCUACAGGAAUUGGAAAAUCAAAUUUGGCUCGUUUAUUAGCGCAAUAUUUGUGUGUCAAAGUUGGUGGAACACCGCAAAAUACUAUUGUUGACAUAAAAAUUAGCGAAAAUGAUAACGACCGCAACUUAGCACAGGCUCAAAAGCAUUUGGAAUCAUUGUUACGCUCAACAAAACCGGUGAUUAUCCUAUUGGAUAACAUUCAGCGACAUCGGAUUGCUUUUCUUAGUUCAUCAUUUAAUGCUGUUGAUGCAUCUUCCAAAGAAGGACCAUAUGUAAUAUGUACGGUAAAUCGCGCAUCACAGUUACCUGAACUUGAAGUCCAACAUAAUUUCCGAAUGUUUUUAUUACCAAAUAAUGUAGAUUCUAUUCGUGGAUAUAUGGGGCGAUUCUUACGACGUCGAAUACUGGAAAAAGAAUUUGGCAAUGAAGAACGUUCAUCACCUGAAAUCAACCGAAUUGUUGAAUUCUUGCCAAGAGUUUUAUCAAUUGUCAAUUCGUUCAUCGAGAAGGCUAAUUCCCGAGAUGUGACAAUAGGACCACGUUUAUUCUUGCAAUGUCCAUUGAAUGUUACGCAAUCACGUGAAUGGUUUAUUAAAUUAUGGAACCAAAUGAUUAUUCCUUACAUGAUCAAAGUAGCUAAAGAAGGUGUAAAAGUUCUUGGGCGCUGUGGUAGUUUUGAAGAUCCAACUGAUUUUGUCUGUGAACAAUGGCCAUGGCUAGAUGGACCAGGUGCCGAGCAAGUUUUGCAACGACUAUCACCAAUCAAAGAAUCAGUAUGUAAUAAUCAAUCGAAUAAUACCCAAUUUGAUCCAUUGGAAGCGCUGAUCCGUAUCCAAGCUAACAAUGCCAAUUCACAACAGGAAGUGGUGCAGUGA